AAGGUAGGGUUUUCCUGAGUAAUGUUGAAGCUGUGCAAACUGCAAUUAUGUUUCCCGUCAUUGCGCCUGGCCGAUUUUGGCUGAGACCACGCGAACAGUGGUGUUCAACCCUCCGGUUGAUGAUAAUUCAUUUUCAGUCGCGAGCAAUGAGUACUUUGAAUGAGGCUACGAAUUUGCGAGAACUUAAAUCAAUCUUCCGUGAGAAUGUGAAACGGGUCUUGCAGGAUGUGUCCCAAGCGGAAAUCGAGAAGCAAUCAGUUAUUGUUCUGGAAAAGGUGUUGUCUCAUCCUGAGUACCAGCGUGCUUCGAGAAUCUCUGUUUACAUCAGCAUGCCCGGAGAAAUUUCCACUGAUGAACUCAUCCGCAAUAUACUGGAGACAGGAAAAAAGUGCUACGUUCCACGUUUUCGAAACAAGGAUAAGCGCAUGGAUAUGGUGCAAGUAACAUCUUGGGAGGAUUUUUCAUCCCUCCCUGUUGUUAAAUGGAACAUAAGACAGCCUUCAUUCGAUGAUGAAAGAGAAAAUGCGUUGGACAGUGGUGGUUUGGAUCUAGUAAUGUGUCCUGGUCUAGCUUUCUCACCUAAUGGCAGACGAAUCGGACGUGGCAUGGGUUUUUACGACAAUUUUUUGAAAAGGUGUUCCGAUAUCAAUGACGAAUUUUAUUCAUUCGGAUUAGCUCUGCGGGAACAGGUAGUUCCAAAUGUGCCAACGGGACCUAAUGACUGCAAUGUUCAUGAAGUAAUCACCGCUUAAUCGAAUAUUUGGUCUUCCACGUGCAGUAGUAGCGUUUUAGAGAGGUGAGGGUUAUAUCAUUUCAUUCCGUCCUUGAUUGUGAAUCAUUUUUUGGUACGUUUUUGCGAUGUUAUUGCCAUUUACUUCAUCAAAGUCUAUACCGGAUUUUUUUUUUUUCGGAUUCCAGACGGGUUCCCUUACUAUAGACAAGUGCCGUGAUUUCUUUUCCGAUGUCCUGCAGAGUUGCCUCCGCUGAUCAGCGCCUGUACGGUAAUCUACAUCAUUACGUGGACCAAGUGCUUUCGUACGAGCGGCAAUGUGUUGUGAAUAAAGCCAUUGACGUGCUUCCUUGGAUUGAACUGACAAAGCUGGCGAAGGAAAAUGUUGCUGGAGCAGGACUGGAUCCUAAUUCUUUAAUUUUCUGGGAUUUUCUGAUGGCCGAAGCAGUCAAGUGGUUCAAGCGAUCAUUUUUCAAGUGGAUGACGGCACCAAAGUGCAGUCAGUGUGGAUGUGAUACGAGUGCUAUUCCUCUUCAGUUACAGCCUACGCAAGAAGAACUGAAUUAUGGAGCUUCAAGAAUUGAAGGCUAUCGAUGCACUUCGUGUGAUCACUUGGAAAGAUUUCCAAGGUACAAUAGCGUUGAAAAGCUGCUGGGAACGUGUGUCGGGCGGUGUGGAGAGUGGGCAAAUUGCUUCACAUUCCUGUGUCGCGUCCUGCAAUUCAAUGUAAGUUGCAGGGAUGAAAUUUGUAUGCGCUUCCUUCUCAACACAUAUCAAAUACAGGUGCGGUAUGUUGUGGAUUUGCUCGGGGAUCAUGUUUGGACAGAAUACUACAGCUUGCACGAGAAACGUUGGAUCCAUGUUGAUCCUUGCGAAGAAGCAAUAGAUCGUCCAUUGAUGUACGAAGCCGGUUGGAAGAAGGAAAUCACGUUUAUUUGUGCCUUUGCUCGGGACCACGUUGCUGAUGUCACGAUGCGUUAUUCGUCCAAUCAUGGUGCAGUGAUCAACCGUCGUCUGAAAUCCUCUUUUGAAUCUCCACGACUGUACAAUUUUUUAUGGAAAACUACGCAACGAUUGAAGGCCUGUUUAAUGGAGAAUCAACGAAAAGAAUUAGAUGUUCAGCUCGCCUGCGAUUUGGUGAACAUGAUGGUAGAACGUACGCCUGGACAGGAAUCAAUGGGCGGUCGAACAUCUGGUUCGAUGGCUUGGAUAAUGUCCCGAGGAGAAGGUGAUGGUCAGUCAGGGGAUGUUAAGUUUGUGUUCAGACCCUCUGCUCGGGAAUUAGCGUGCAAUAAAAUGCACAUGAAGUACAAUUGCCGACGUGAUAUGUAUGAACGGACUGUUGGACAAGAAAUUAUACCUGGAUGGCGCAACGGAACGUAUUCAUCGUAUGGGGUAUUCCGGAAGGAAGAGAGGGAUUGGAAGAAAGCGUAUCUCGCUCGUCUAGAAGGACGAGAGAGAGGAAGCAUUUCUUGGUUAUUCGAAGUGAGCGAGGAUGUAACCAUGAAGGAUGUUCGCAUCCGUUUUUGCGGAUCUCGUUUUGAAGAUGGAGAUAUUUCCGUUACCGUGACAAGUGGGGAAACUCAAGUGAAGCUGAAUUGUGAUCAAGACAGUGGAGGGGAUUUGACAGCCAUUCCUGAAUUGGCGGGCACAAAAACGUUCUGCAUAGACUGCAAGCUUUCUGGAGGCGUUGGCGAUUGUGCUUGGCAACAUGCACAACUUUUUCGUGAAUCUACGGAAAGUGACGCUGAAGACGUUACCCCAUUUGAAGUUAUCAUUUGUUUUGAAUGAAAUUAACUGAUUUUUUCCAUUGUUGACAUGAUUCGUCCAUCAACUUCGCUUGUGGUUUGGUUUCUUCCUUGCGGAGAACGUCGCCCUCUGCUCUUUUCGUUGUUCAAACGAUCCACGCAGAUUCCAUCUACUGAACGCCGUGAUUGGACUUUCGCGCGCUUCGGCGUUGAAUGAUCUCGUUCAUUCCUGGUUCAGAGCUGUGAACUUCACAUCAAAGCCUUUGUUCGAAACUAAUUCUUAUCAGUUCUGUGCUUGAAACUGCGAAAGUCAUCUUAUCGCAGAAAGUGCUUAACCUACUCAAAGGAUGGAUUCUCAUUUGACUUUAUCAAUGAUGAUGGCGUCUGCUUGAGUGUGGAAAAGUCGCGCUGGUUUUCUUUCUGUCCAAAGAAAUUAGACUGAGGAUAUCGUCGUUGCUUCUGCGUGGAAUGGUGCAUCGUGCUGGAGGUUUCGAAUUCACCGCGAUUGAUCGUACUUUCGUUUGUGUGGCCUGAAGUUUUUGACUUGUGAUUGAUCAUUUUGAGUGGACUGUCGUGAAAAAAGAAUGAUUCCGCGACCACCAGCUUACAUUUUUGUGAUCGACGUUCGUUUUGUCUUUAUUAGCAGAAAAAAGAAAAGGAAUUAUAUUUAUUGUAAUCAUGGCUUAUGUUCGAUCGAUAAUGUAGCGAUCAACUUGGAACGACAUGAUUGGUUUGUAAUCGAGUAAUACUCCAGUUUCCUCCAAAAAUUCAAAAUAAUUUUUCUAGGAUGUUUCAGUGCGUAUUAGCAUCUAUAGAGUGUAUUUUGUAAAAAUUUGCCUGGUGUAAGAACAGACAAAAAGCGAAAGCUGUUAAUGAAUUGUUUGCGCACUCUAUUUCUUCAGAAUUAUUAGUUCCGAUAUCCGUUGGAAAAGAAGAGAUAAUUGAUAUCUUAGAUAUUUGACCAGCGGGAAUACGAUUUGAGCGAUUUCGAUUAUGGCUCAUCAUUUGCAGAUGUCUUGUAUGAGGAAUUCAGGAUUGAAUUUUUGAAAACUUGGUAUGGAAGAAAACACUGAACGUGGCGUUUGUUCUACGUUUCGCCAGCAAAAGGUAGAAAAUUGGUUACUUAGAUGGUGUUCAAAUUUUCCUUUAGUGUAUGUUUUGUUUUUUGGGAGUUAGCUUUUGCCAGUUGCUGUUUUUUUUCCUUUACCAUACACCCUAUUGAAUAUCUG
This is a messenger RNA of Notodromas monacha, 3707 nucleotides long. The record is from the annotation of a GenBank genome assembly. NCBI's taxonomy places the organism in Eukaryota, Metazoa, Arthropoda, Ostracoda, Podocopida, Cyprididae.